This is a messenger RNA of Candida albicans SC5314, 885 nucleotides long. RefSeq lists its product as uncharacterized. The record is from RefSeq and is a predicted model, not a curated record. The transcript has a single exon. Bases 1 to 885 code for a protein of 294 amino acids. NCBI's taxonomy places the organism in Eukaryota, Fungi, Ascomycota, Pichiomycetes, Serinales, Debaryomycetaceae.
AUGGGUCAAUCAUUUUAUGAAAAGGAACAAAAGAAAAUUAAAUCAACUAUCAAAUUGCCUUUGUUAGAAUUGGUAUUGAAAUUCUUACCACAUUUACAACCAACAAUACAAGAGAAAGAUGAUAUGUGGGAAAUAGUCGCCAUUGAAUUAACCAAUUUACAAUAUUCAAAAAUCUUAUCUUCGUCCUCGUCAUCAGCAGCAACAGUAACAACUGCAGGAACAAUGGCAUCGGGUGGACUGAAAAAUGAAAAGUCGUAUUCAAUACUACAGCGUACAAAACUACUUGCGGGCCAAAAACCAUCGAGUAAAGUAGUAGAAGAACUUGAAUCUAUGCCUGAAUUAAAUGGGAUUUAUGUACGUGAUUAUUAUGAAGAAUUAUUUAACAAGUUUAAAUCUGAUUUUCAAUUCUCGAUUGCCAUGAAUCGGCCAGAUGUACUAGAUGGAUCUAGGUCAGGUAAUCCUAUGAUGGCAAACAUUAUUAAAGAUAGAAGUGAUGCCUUGUUAUAUGAAUUAUAUCGUUUGGAAUUUAAAGAUAUUGAAUUGAUUUCCAAGUUGAGUCAAGAACAUUUAGAAAAUAAGUUACGUAAACAAUUGAACAAACUAUAUAAAAUACCAAACCAUGACGACAAGCAGCAAGAGGGCGAUGAGGAUGACGAGGAAGGCAGAAAUGGGGAAUAUGAUGCCAUAUUUGAUUCACAAGAAUUACUAGAAAAAUACAAGACUAGUCUGUAUAAUAAUAAGAAUCAAAUGCUACACGAUGAAAUUACUAAAAAAGACAAAAAGUUGGAACAGUUAAAGGUUGAGAAUCAACGAUUAUUAGAAUUGAAUCAUGAGUUAUUGGAGCAAAUGAAUGGAGGGAAUAGGAACAGUAUUGGACAACUUUAG